AUGGUCAAGGAAGUAGAGGGGACAUUCCCUGUCGGGGACGUCAGUCUCUACACGAAGUCAUACCUGCCGGAUGGCCCGCUCAAGGCCAAGAUGAUCAUGAUCCACGGCUUCUCGGACCACAUGGGCCGGUACUACGACUUCUUCCCGACGCUCGCGCGGGCGGGCAUCGCAGUCCACGGCCUUGACCAGCGGGGCUGGGGCCGCAGCGUGCAGAAGUCGUCCCAGCGCGGUCUGACCGGACCGACGUCACAGGUGAUAUCGGAUAUCGCCGCCUUCAUCAAGUCUCACCUGCCGUCGGAUGUGCCAGUCUUCGUGCUCGGCCACUCCAUGGGCGGCGGGCAGGUGCUGACGCUGGCCAGCUCGCCCGAGUACGACGGCCUGAUCAAGCAGGUGCGCGGCUGGAUCCUGGAGUCGCCGUUCAUCGGGUUCACGGCGGAGGAGGAGCCGGGCUGGCUGACGGUGUUCUCGGGCCGGCUGGCGGGCCGGCUGAUGCCGCACUUCCACCUGUACCGGCCGAUCGCGCCCGAGAAGAUCAGCCGCGACCCGGAGGUGGUCAAGAGCAUCAAGGCGGACAAGCUCAUGCACGACACGGGCACGCUCGAGGGCCUGGCGGGCCUGCUGGACCGCACGGGGGCGCUGUCCAAGGGCGAGGCCCGGCUCAGCGGCAACGUGCGCAGCCUGGUCCUCAUGCACGGCAACGCGGACCGCGUGUGCAGCUUCGACAAGUCCAAGGCGUGGUUCGAGCGGCAGACGAUCGAGGACGGCGAGUUCAGGGUCUUUGACGGGUUCUACCACCAGCUGCACGCGGACCCGGGCAAGGAGACGUUCUACGAGGGGGUCAGGGACUGGAUUCUGGAGAGAAGCAGUGGCAAGGGCGAGGCUGCUGCUGCAGAGGCUGGUCCGGACGUCAAGGUCCAGGCCGAGAGUCCUGCCGUGGCGGAAGCCGAUGGCAGUGUUCCGGGAUCCAAGUUGUGA
Molecule: messenger RNA, 975 nt
Organism: Neoarthrinium moseri
Lineage: Eukaryota; Fungi; Ascomycota; Sordariomycetes; Amphisphaeriales; Apiosporaceae
Exons: 2
Coding region: 1-975 (324 amino acids)
Cellular component (GO): membrane
Molecular function (GO): lipase activity
Source: RefSeq, a predicted model, not a curated record